AUGAUGCGUGGCCAGCUUGGGAGGCUGCCGCCGCUGUCAGAGGCGGCCGCCACUGCGAGGUCUCGAGGGCCGACCGGCCGGGCGAGCAUCCGCGCUGCCGACGACGUGCUCGAGGCUGACCUUCAGAGCGACGAGAUUCUCGCAUGCUUUGAGGAGGCGCUCGGCGAACGGCAGCCAGAGAUGGGAACGGAUGCUGCAGCAGGGCGAGAGGCGAACGCCGAGAGUGCGGAGGCCGCACCGCGACUCGAGGCUGCAGCAGAGCAGCAGCGGGAACAUUCCCUGCUUGCACCGACCGCGGGGCGCGGCGUUGAGCCGGUGCUGCCAGACCCGGUGCCUAUGCUGAAACCGCUUCGCUUGCGCGGGAGAGGCGCGUUUAGCCGCGAACGGGGAUGCCAGGCGAGAGCCGGAACCCUGUGGCCGUGCUCGGCGCUUGGAAUCCUCUCCGUAUGA
Molecule: messenger RNA, 450 nt
Organism: Emiliania huxleyi CCMP1516
Lineage: Eukaryota; Haptophyta; Isochrysidales; Noelaerhabdaceae
Exons: 2
Coding region: 1-450 (149 amino acids)
Source: RefSeq, a predicted model, not a curated record